Dovyalis caffra is the source of this 312-nucleotide messenger RNA. NCBI's taxonomy places the organism in Eukaryota, Viridiplantae, Streptophyta, Magnoliopsida, Malpighiales, Salicaceae. The record is from the annotation of a GenBank genome assembly.
AUGUCUAGCACUACUCUUUUCUUCAUGGCUUUUUUCUACCUUGUCCUCCUUCUAUCUCCAUCAGCAAUGUUGAAUGGUACGAAUUCCAUGGCUAGAGUUGUGGCAGCUACGCGGCCAUUGGAAUCGAAAUCUACAAACUACAAGACCUUGAAGCCGAAAACAAAUCAUGGGCAGCAAGAGUUCCAUGGUACAGAUGUGGAGAAUUGCUUGCCAAAAGGAUUCCACCCUACUUCUGCUCCCAGCCGAUAUAUAAAUUAUCACACUCUUGGUUCAAGCUUGUGUGCCACAAGCAAACAAGUUGAUGCACCAUGA